GACUCAUCAGUGAUAAUGAGCUGCACUUAUACGUACCCUACUGGACAUCAGAUCAAGAAAGUGUUCUGGACCAAAAACGCUGUAAAGGGUGUAGAGCCUCCAGAUCUGUCUGAGGACCCUGAAUACAGUCAGAGGCUUCAGUAUCUGGGAGAUAAACAGCAGAACUGCACCAUGAGACUGAGUCAUGUGACACUGAAGGAUUCACACGAGUACUAUUUCAGAUUCAUCACUAAUAUAACAGUAGGAAAAUGGACUGGUGUUCCAGGAGUGUCUCUUACUGUCACAGAUCUUCAGGUGGAGUCUCCUGAGAGAGUGACAGAGGGAGAUUCAGUCCGUCUGACAUGUAAAAGCAGCUGCACUCUGACUGACAGAGCAACAUUCAUCUGGUACAGAAACUCACAGCCAUUAACUGAGAGAAGAGACAGAAACAAUGAACUCCUGCUGCAGUCAGUCAGAAGAGAGGAUGCAGGCAGAUAUAGCUGUGCUGUACACGGACACAAUCACAUCUCUCCUGCUGUUCAGCUCAAUGUCAUGUAUCCUCCAAAGAACGUCUCAGUGUCCAUCAGCCCAUCUGGUGAAAUAGUGUCAGGAGAUUCAGUGACUCUGAUCUGCAGCAGUGAUUCAAACCCUCCUGCUCUGAACUUCAGCUGGUUUAAAGGAGGAACGUUUGUAGGAUCUGGAAGAAUCUACAACAUCUCAAAGAUCAGCUCUGAUGACAGUGGAGAAUACAAGUGCAGAUCCAUCAAUGAACAUGGAGAGAAAUACUCUGAUAAUGUGACUUUAAACAUCAUGUAUCCUCCCAGGAACGUCUCAGUUUUAAUAACUGGAUCUGGUGAAUUAGUGUCAGGAGAUUCAGUGACUCUGAUCUGCAGCAGUGAUUCAAACCCUCCUGCUCUGAACUUCAGCUGGUUUAAAGGAAGAAAGUUUGUUGGAUCUGGAAGAAUCUACAACAUCUCAAAGAUCAGCUCUGAUGACAGUGGAGAAUACAAGUGCAAGUCCAUCAAUGAACAUGGAGAGAAAUACUCUGAUGCUGUGACUCUAAAUGUCAUGUAUCCUCCCAGGAACGUCUCAGUGUUGAUAACUGGAUCUAGUGAAAUAGUGUCAGGAGAUUCAGUGACUCUGAUCUGCAGCAGUGAUUCAAACCCUCCUGCUCUGAACUUCAGCUGGUUUAAGGAGAAUGAAAGCUCAGCUGUUGGAUCUGGACAGAGUUUCAGUGCACUACAGAGUGGACGCUUCUACUGUCAGGCUCACAAUCAACAUGGAUCUCAGAGAUCAGACGCUGUAACUGUGACUGUUAAAGGUAGAGCAGCUCAUAUACUUACAUUACUUUUUAUAAAGUGAUGCAAAUUAAUUUAG
Messenger RNA from Megalobrama amblycephala (Wuchang bream), 1356 nucleotides. RefSeq names its product B-cell receptor CD22-like. The record is from RefSeq and is a predicted model, not a curated record. Lineage: Eukaryota; Metazoa; Chordata; Actinopteri; Cypriniformes; Xenocyprididae. The transcript has 5 exons. The coding region runs from base 16 to 1341 and encodes 441 amino acids.